CAUUUCCGGUUCCAAUAUGGCCGUCCCGGCUGUGGCUUGAGCGCGCCGCUGCUUGUUUCAAUCCCCGCGGCUUUCUUCGCUCGCUGUGACGUGUUAAAGGGCUCGACGGAAAUUAGGACGGAAGCAGUUCCAAGAUGGCGAACCGUACGGUGAAGGAUGCGCAUAGCAUCCAUGGCACCAACCCUCAGUAUCUGGUGGAGAAGAUCAUUCGGACGCGAAUCUACGAGUCCAAGUACUGGAAAGAAGAGUGCUUCGGGCUCACGGCUGAACUUGUAGUUGAUAAAGCCAUGGAGUUAAGGUUUGUUGGUGGUGUCUAUGGAGGCAACAUAAAACCAACUCCUUUUCUGUGUUUGACAUUGAAGAUGCUGCAGAUCCAGCCCGAGAAGGAUAUCAUUGUGGAAUUUAUAAAAAAUGAAGAUUUCAAGUAUGUCCGCAUGCUGGGUGCACUUUACAUGAGACUGACAGGCACUGCCAUUGACUGCUACAAGUAUUUAGAGCCUCUCUACAAUGACUACAGAAAAAUCAAGAGUCAGAACCGUAAUGGGGAGUUUGAACUGAUGCACGUAGAUGAGUUUAUUGAUGAACUACUACACAGUGAGAGAGUCUGUGAUAUCAUUCUGCCUCGGCUACAGAAACGUUACGUGCUAGAGGAAGCUGAGCAGUUGGAGCCUCGGGUUAGUGCUCUGGAAGAAGACAUGGAUGACGUGGAAUCCAGUGAAGAAGAGGAAGAGGAAGAUGAGAAGUUGGAGAGGGUCCCAUCACCUGAUCACCGCCGGAGAAGCUACCGAGACUUAGACAAGCCCCGGCGCUCUCCCACUCUGCGUUACAGGAGGAGUAGAAGCAGGUCUCCUAGAAGACGGAGUCGAUCUCCCAAGAGGAGGAGUCCCUCCCCUCGACGAGAAAGGCAUCGAAGCAAGAGUCCAAGACGUCACCGAAGCAGAUCCCGAGAUAGACGCCAUAGAUCCCGCUCCAAGUCCCCAGGUCAUCACCGUAGUCAUAGACAUAGAAGUCAUUCAAAGUCUCCUGAAAGAUCUAAGAAAAGCCAUAAGAAGAGUCGAAGAGGGAAUGAAUAAUGGAUUCUGUUUGUUUUUAAUCCAAAUGACUUCCUAUUGAAUUGAAGGCGUCUAUGUGGAAGAAUUAAGAAAUACUCCAUAGGCAGCUACUUUUUUAACCAAGUUUCUCACUUUUUUUUUUUUUCAAGGGAAAGAGGUGGUGAGGUGCUUGUUAUUAUAAUUGGGUUUUUUUGUUGUUAUUGGUUUUGGGGCCACACCCAGCGGUGCUCAGUGCUUAUUCCUGGCUCUGUGCUCAGGGAUCACUCCUGGAGGGGUUCAAUGAACCACAUGGGGUGCUAGGAUCAAAGCUGCUUGCAUGGCAAAGUGCCUCCUAGCUCUCGUGCUGAGGUUUUUAUUCUUAAUAAGGGUUACCCCUUAUUUGAGGAGGGGCUGCUUUUGGCACCAACCUUGACUUUACCCAGAUUUGAGGAUACAAUUUUCAGUGUGGAGGGUAAGACUGAACAAGAGAUGUGGUCACCAAGUGAUUCUUUCAUUAUUAAUAUGACAUACCCAUAUCCCACUUUUCUAUACUUUUAGAGUUUUGCUUCAUUCUGAGAAAACUGAGAUUUGUAUUGCUGUUGUUAGGUUCAGGCAUAAAUCAAUAGUAGAAUUUUUUUUUUUUCAGUAGUAGUUGACUGGAAAUAAAAGCUGAUUAGCUACAGCGUGGAGGAGAGAAAACAUAAGAAGUAAGGCACUUGACGUUAGCAUAUGGUCAACCUAAUUUCAUCCCCAGCAGCAUAUAUAGUCCCUUAAGUACCACCAGUGAUAAUUCCUCAGCAGAGCCAGGAAUAACUUCCAGCACCCAAACAAAAAAUAUUCAAAAAAAAGAUUUCCUCUGGAUUUUGUUCAAGAAGCAGCAAAAUUUAAUACCUAUUAUAUAGGAUUCUCAUACAGUGUUUCUUUUUACCUAGAAGUCUUCAUUUCCAGGUUGUAUCGUUCAGAUUUUUCCUAAAGCAGUGACAUCCAAGUCUAGUCAGUAGCAACAAGACAACAAAACUGGAAAGUUUGAGAAGGAGAAUGAAUAGUACGAAUCACGGUCUUGACCUCAACUGCUGCACAAUAGUAUUGCUAUUUACAGUCAUAGAUUUUAGUGUGAAGAAACAAGGGGCAGGUAUUGAGUUUCAGUGAUAAUGAAAAUGGUAUGUUCAAUGUAACAAGUGUUGAGUCAGCAGUUUGGGGAUAAUGCUCCGUGACAGAGUGCUGGCCUUGUUUGUGAGAGCCCUUGGAAUCUAUCUCCAGCACCUAAAAGAAUAAUAACUUUGCAACAAUCAGCCAGAUAAGGCUAGGCAAUUGGAAAUGAGGGCUGGAGUGCAGCAUAGUUAGCUAGACCUGAAUUGAUAAUGUUUAGGUAAUUACUGAAGAUGUAGAAUUCAUUACGAUUCUAUGCCAGGGAGUGUCUUAAGGGUCAGAGAGUGCUGGGGUUAAAGUGCUGCCUUGCAUGUAAUCUCUGGCAGUGCAUGGGCCCCUGAGCACAAGUCAUUCCUCUGCUUCACCCCUCAGAAAAGAUUUCCUGGAGGAGAAUGGGUAAUUUUUUUCCUCCCUGAAAGUAAUGUUUGAAUCUGAUCUAAGAAUACAGAGAAAAGUAAAUGAACUCUCCAAUGGGUACAGAUAAUCAAGGAAUAGAAAUCUUUGCUAAAAAUUUCAUUUAUCUAACUUUCCUCUUUUAAAGAGAGAAAAGUAAUCAAAUAACUUUUUAAUAAUCCAACUACACCAGCAGUAACUGUGAAGACCUUCCAACAGGUUUCAGUUUGAGAAGUGAUACAGAAAACUUUUGCAGAAAUAUUAAGUACAUUGGGGGAUAUUUAAGUUUCAUAUUCUUCCAUGACUGACUGAUAUGUGAGCUAAUAAAAGAUGUUCCUAAGAGCUAUGGUGACUUUUAAUAUAACUGUGAGACUACUACUCAAAAUAUAAAUGCUUCUACUUACAUGUUUAUAUAUGCUUAUUUUUCUUUAAAAACAGAUGAUGGGGUAGGAAGAGAAUUUAAAGGACUUGGACUAGAGUGCAUGCUGUCCCAGAACCCUGGGACUACAGGGUUCCCUGAACACUCCAGGAGUGGUCCCAAGGACCGACUGCCAGGAAUGGUCAAAAAGAAAAAUUCUCUGGGGCCAGAGCAAUAAAGUACAGCACGGAGGGCAUUUGCCUUGCAUGCAACUGACCAGAGUGAACCCCUGGCAUCCCAUAUGGUCCCCUGAAUACCAGAAGUAAUUUGUGAUUGCACAGCCAGGAAUGCCUAAGCAUCGUUGGGUGUGACCCAAAGGACAAAAAGGAAAAUUCUCUGAAAUAAUCAGGACACUAAUUUAAAAUAUUCUAUGAAUGCAAGCAGAGAAGUUAUGUAGAAAACAGGCAAGUCACCUAGAAAUUCUGAAAUUUCUCUAUCCCACUGUUCCCUUUUCAGGAAAAAACACUCAGCACACACUAGAAAUCAAACACCUUUAAGCAAAGGUGCCCGCAAGAGUUCUGGUUCCCCACCCAAGGUAGAGGAGGUAACUCUUGCUCUGGGAAAUACUGGUUACUCAUGUAAUUUCAGAAGGUAAUGAAGUCAGGUAAACUGCCAGGAAGUUAAUAUGCAGCCAGAGUUGUCUUUUGAAAAAUAAGCGAGAAGGGCCAGUGAGCACAGAAAAUAAAAGGUUCUUACACCAGCAUUGCACAUUUGGUCUCUUGAGGAAAGAGACCAGAUAUGCAGUGAACACUGAACACUGGCUGUGGCCCCAAAACUAAAGAACAGACACUUCAAGUAUUCAAGUGCUUUGUAAAAACGUAACUGGGGGAAAAAAAACAGUUGCCUAACAAAGUUCUAGGUUGGUAAAGCAGCUUAAAAGGAGUAAUAGUGAACACAUGAGAACUUUAAGAUGGGAAAUAAAUGAGAGUCUCUUGGGGAAAAGUUUAAACCUCAACAUUAUUUCACUUUUAUGUGUUGUACCCUUUUGUUAAAUUCAAGUGUGAAAAAAUGUAACAAAAAGCCUACUUUUGAAAAAUUAAACUUUGAGUAUGUAUGCAUAAGAACA
This is a messenger RNA of Sorex araneus (European shrew), 4057 nucleotides long. It is a transcript of the gene PRPF38A, whose product is annotated as pre-mRNA processing factor 38A. Lineage: Eukaryota; Metazoa; Chordata; Mammalia; Eulipotyphla; Soricidae. Bases 135 to 1073 code for a protein of 312 amino acids. The record is from RefSeq and is a predicted model, not a curated record. The transcript is spliced from 10 exons. Gene Ontology annotation, cellular component: precatalytic spliceosome.